AUAAGGUGGAUAUCAAUGUCGGUGAUGAGGUUUCAACUUCCCAGUAAGCAUGUUUCAGCCGCCAUUCACUCUAACUCUCUUCAGAUCGUGUCAAAACCGAACAUCGCGAGUGAGGAGUUUAUGGAAAAGGUAUUGAACAGAAGAUGGAGUUUGAUGAGCCCAGAAACCAAAAUUCAGCAAAUAACACACACGCAUGGUUCUAAUUUCCGAUUGAACACUCAUCCAGCUUUUGCUGAUGGUAAUCGCAUGGUAGACAUGAAUAAACAAAGCAACUACUUCUAUAUCGUGCGAGAUGAUUUGUUGCACCCACUAAUUAAUGGCAACAAAGCAAGAAAACUCGAUGCACUACUUCCUCUCAUUCAACAUAAUUCCGUGACUGAUGUGGUUACAUGUGGAGGUUGUCAGAGUGCUCACACAGCUGCGAUUGCUGUUCUGUGUGCUGAGAAAGGAAUUGUGUCACAUCUGCUUCUACGAGGGGAGCAACCUGAAAUCUUGACUGGCUAUAAUUUGAUGUCUACAAUAUAUGGAAAUGUCACAUAUGUUCCAAGAAAUAUUUAUGCCAACAGGGAAGACAUGCUAAUGAACUAUGCCAAGUCUGUGGCUGGUGACAAUGGUUCUGUCCUUUGGUUUGGUGAUAUCAUUCAGGCUUCUUCAACAAAUGAAUUGUCUACUUCAGAUUUUAUGCAAAUGGAUGUAAGUGGAAGUGAGGGAAACCAUCUACGAAAGAUUUUGGUUGUCAAUGAAGGUGCAGGUGAUUCUGUUGCUCUACUAGGCAUUAUUCGCUUGGUCCACUACUUAUCACAAGAUCAUUUACUUGGAAAACAAAGGGCCAUAAAGUUUGUUGUAGAUGCUGGUACUGGUACAACAGCUGUUGGUUUAGGACUUGCAGCCCUUUAUUUAGGACUCCCAUGGGAGGUAUAUGCAGUCAUGCUGGCUGAAAAAAUUGAUGGGUACAGAAAGCAAGAGGAGUGGUUAAUUUCAGAAUUCAAAAAGCAUUUUAAUAUAGAGUUUAUUGAUCACAGUCACAAUGUAAACAGAGAAGAUGCUGGGAUUGUGCGUUGGGUGGAACGUGGCCGUCCAAGAAAAUUUGGUAAUGUUUUGGAAGGGGAAGUGGAAGCAUGUCAGCAAAUUGCCCAACAAACUGGGAUUCUGGUGGAUCCUGUGUACACUUUAGCUGCUUGGGAAACAGCAAUGCUUCUCUCUAGCAAAGAAGCUGAAGGAGGACCAGAAGUGGUGAUGCUUCAUACUGGAGGCACAUUGGGUAUGUUUGGGUUAGCACAGAGGUACAAAAAAUAUUUUGGCAUGCUUAGAAAAGGACUCAACCAUUAUUAGAAAAUAUGUAUUUUAGCUGGCAACUAAUUAGAGUGAAUUUGUCAUUUAUAUUUUAUUGUAGCUGGCG
Messenger RNA from Abrus precatorius (Indian licorice), 1399 nucleotides. RefSeq names its product D-cysteine desulfhydrase 2, mitochondrial. Gene Ontology annotation, molecular function: D-cysteine desulfhydrase activity. The transcript has 7 exons. Lineage: Eukaryota; Viridiplantae; Streptophyta; Magnoliopsida; Fabales; Fabaceae. Bases 16 to 1332 code for a protein of 438 amino acids. The record is from RefSeq and is a predicted model, not a curated record.